Messenger RNA from Alternaria burnsii, 3126 nucleotides. RefSeq lists its product as uncharacterized. The record is from RefSeq and is a predicted model, not a curated record. The coding region runs from base 1 to 3126 and encodes 1041 amino acids. The transcript is spliced from 3 exons. Lineage: Eukaryota; Fungi; Ascomycota; Dothideomycetes; Pleosporales; Pleosporaceae.
AUGGCUUCGGAAGACAACCCGUCUUGUCAGACUAGCUCUGGGGAGGAGCCUCAUCAACAACUGAAUCCCACGCGCAUUUCGUUCACUUCUUGCAACCUUCGUAUGGGUGACCCUAGGGCCUUGAAUCAAGUAGUCUCCGCGGCACCGACAAGCGGAUCUACACUACCUCACCACACCAACCUACCUACAACUCGACGUCAUAGCUUAACGAUUGGCGAUCGCGUUGCCGCUACAUUACUGGAGACCAGUAUCGACACGAGACAUCUUAAGACCAUCGAAACGCGACCAAGGUCGGCCACUUGCCUUGCGACGACAUCUAAGCCGAUGCAUCCUACCAAAGUACAACGAUGGGUCGGCCUGACCCGUACUGUGAGCGACUGGGAUCAUGGACUACGCAGAGACCCUGAGUUGUGGUAUGAAGGAGGAGAUUGUUUCGUCCACCUACACGCAAAAGGGGCCUCGCGUCGUGGGCCGUCCUUUUGCGUUCCCUUCAGACUGUUACGGCAGAAGAAGUGUGACGCCAUGUUGAGUUUAUGCGACGCCCAAAUCGCACCUGCGCCAGGAUCUGCCUCCGAGCGAUUGAGGCGAAUGCCCAGCUCCCUCAACAGCACCAGUCGGGAAUCAAACGUCGUUGAGCUUUUCAUCCCUGCUUCAGAAGAUUCAUCUCAGGACUCUUUCAGGCAACACAUUACAACUCGCAACUUCUUUGCGUUCCUGCUAGGUAAACCACUGGUCGGCGAUCAUAUGGGCCAAGCAUUUGUAGACCUCCAAGAACGGCUGCAGCACUUCCGACCAAGCCAUGCGAACAACCAUCAAGACUUUCUCGACUACGCAGAAAACCAAGGGUACCGAGAUCUGGUAGAGUGCACGGACUAUGCCCUUGCAAGUCUCUUCUAUGCAGAACACUAUAAGCUUAGAGAUACCUGGGUUGAUGCUUUCGCCCACUGUGUUGGUAUGAGUGAAAGCCUUGUCCUCAGCCCGGAAUAUGUGCUGACUUCGAAGCUUACGAAAGCAUUGAUUACCCGAGCUCAUCUCGAAGUCGACGGGCACCUCGGCCGCGUAUCUAUCGCACUGAGCAGGUUCCUGCAAGAGGACCUCUCGCCAACUUAUCUUGGGCUGACGGAUGGCGCCAGAAGCCACCUUGAUCGCUUUCGCCGUUUCCUACAUACCUUUUACGUCGGGAAGUUUGGAUAUUGGCCACCACCACGGGGCGCUACCUUUCCUAAAGCGCUUUACAAGUCAAUGUAUUACGAUUUUCAGAAUCUUUACGACUACCUCGUAGACACCGAGUCGACCGCCGAUUUUUCAUCUCAAAGACCUGCUAGCGGCGGCAUCUGCGUCUUACAGAAUGUUAUGACCUUCGACCAACGACAUGGAUUCAAGUCCCAGCCCCAUCCUUUACCUCUCCUACCAGUAUAUGCAUCGUCGCCGAAGAGAACGAACUCUCAGAAAACAAGUUCGCAGAAAGCUCUGAGGCAGCUCAUCCUGGCAUCGCAACACAACAAGUCACAUCUACAAGAUACCAUGCAUGGUGCUUUGGCAGCGGCAACCAAUACCUUGGAUUCGAGCGCGAUGGAAUCGAGCAUUGUACAAGCCUAUGUCCACUUCGAGAAGGCACACGCUAUCAACGCUAGUCAACGUGAGGGGAAGAUAUCAUCGACAGAUGCGCGUAAAGUAAGAUGGCUUGUAAUCUACGGGACACUGCAAUAUCUGGUGUCCGCUCUUCGCGCACCGAAAGAGGUUCGCGAUUCGGACAGCCCAGAAUACGCUCUGUGUUACGUCGCGGAGCCCAUCGCUUCAACUACCAACAGCGGUGCUACGACACCUUUGGCCACACCUUCGGUCAAUGUACCGUUGGCGAUCGACGACUAUCUUGCGGAAUCUCAAAGCAGCCCUUACUCGAUAGAGCCCGACUGCCAAAGGGAGGAUUAUUUCACGCCGCGAAAUCUAAGUCGGCGUGGAUCCAUGGAAGUCGCACCGCUUAAGAUAUCUCAACCCCUUCGCUCGUCUUCGGUUCGCUCGUUCGCACGUCGAUCAUUAUCAGCUCGAGGUUCGCGAAGGAAUAGUCUCUCGACACCCAUACGAAGAUCUGUUGGCAUGAGUCAAGAAUUUAGCGAUCGAUCGAAAGACACAGCGUCAGUUUCGCAAGCCAGUUCUCGUCAGGUGUCGUCCACUUACUCGGAAUCUGUUUACUCAGAGCACUCGACGACACCCACAGCCGACAGCGGAGCUAAUCCCGAAACCUCAUGGCUCAGAUCGCCGUCGCCUUCUGCUUCCCGUAGCAGACAGACCUCUACAGGUAGCACGGCCACACGCCCCCGUACGCCCCUACUUGAUUCCGUACAGCUUGAGCGUGCUACGUUUCCAACUUUCUCAAAAGCCACCGGGGAGCCACCCAGCCGAUCAGAUAGUACAAGCUCUACAGCAAGCUCACUGUGGAGUGAAGGUGCCGCAAGUGCCGCCUCGUCUAAGUCGAGUACAUCGGGAGAAGGCCCUGUUCACAAGGUUAGCCCCGCAGAAGAGAGUGGGCUUCUAGGCGGGCUUGUGUCUUUUGAGACACCCAGAGCCACGGCACCAACCCUGCCACAAAGCGAAAUACACCCCUUACUACGACAACACUCUCCACAAACCGACUUUGAGUUUGGCUUCGGAAAAACAGAGCCAGAAGUCACUUACGAUGUCCAUGAACAUUCUAAUGGCAAUAUGAUGAUUGGCAUGGCUGUUUCUACUCCAUCAGUGCCGGCCAGAAGAUCUAGCUUGAAGCUCUUCCCAGAUACGCAGCAUGCUGUCGCCACUGAACAGGCACGUUCUCUCAUUGCUGAGAGGAGGCCUUCUCUUCCUCGAAGCAUUUCUACUCCAUCAACCCUGGACACUUCGUCUAAGCAAGGCUCAGCAACUCCAUUGUCUACAACCACGACUCCAAGUGGCUACUGGGAACAGUAUAAAGCCACUCUCACACAACAAAGAGCGCGAUCAAAGACCGUGUCCUCCAACGGAUCUACUCCAUCUUCUAUUGUGAAGAUGCCUACAGUGCUCAAGGCAUCCUUUUCGCGCAUCGGUCCUCGUAACGACGAAGAUCGUGGCGUUAAGAGAGAGCGCAGGCUUUCCACUCUAUGGCGACACUGA